AUGGAAGCAGCAAAUAUGGAUGCGGAGGCGGGUGCGGGAGAGCAGGAGACGCUAAGGAGGGGCAGAGGCAAGCCCAAAAAACAGGAAAACGAGAAGAAAGGCAACGAGAAAAUUGAUAUAAGAGCGUACUUGCAGAAAGAAGAGGAGAGCAACGAAGCUGGGUUCGUGAAAAGCGACAAAAUCACGCGUUCACAACCAAGGAAGGCUGACGUAAGGGUUAGCAACAAAAAGGAAGAGAAGCAUUGUGAGAUAGUGCAGAGGACAGAAGGUAAAGGGGAGGUCAGCGACGAUGAAGAUGAGGAAACCGAGCAAGAAGAGGAUGACGAGAAAGACGUGGAAGAGGCGCAGGAAUCAGAAGGUAAAGUAGGCGAGGUCGAUAAGGAAGAAAACGGAGAAAAGAUAGAGAAGAACAAGGAUGGGAAAGGAGGGAGAAAGAGCAACAACAAGAGCACGAACACGAGAGACGAUGGCAGCAACAGCGAAGGAGAAGAAUUAAAGGAACUACAAAGAAGAAUAAGGAAAAUGGAAGAGCAGAGGAGGAUAGAUGAGCAAGCAGCGGAACAAGCAAAGGAAACGGUGAGAAGGGCAGUUGAGAAGUUUGACGACAAAUUGGCAGAGAUGGAAAAACGAAUGGAAGAAAGGAUGAGAGAGCAAGAAGAGAGGUUAGAGGCGAAAAUAAACAAACCGAAGAGAAACAGUAGGUGUAGGAGGGAGGAAGGAGAAAAGGAGAACGAGAGCGCAGAGAACGAGAGCAACGAGGAACAAGAAAGGGAAGAGGCACAGCGACCAGACGACGAUCAGCAAGGAACUAGGGAUAGGAGCAACGCGGAAGGAGGAGAAGAGCCAAAAGUAAACAAACCGGAUGCAAUGAAAUUAGGAGAGUACGAAUAUGAAAUGAAGGAGAGAAGGAGCAGGAAAAACAAUGUAUUUAUUAGAGGAGUAAGGACUUCGGGAAAAAGAUUAAAAGAAGAAAUAGAAGGAAUAAUAUUAGGAACUACAAGGAAACAGUACAAUAUAGAAAAGAUGAAACCCUUAAGGGGAGGAUUACUACUGACCUUCGAAUACUUUAGAGAAAAAAUUGAAUUUAUGGAGCAAGCGGAACACUUUGAAAAAAUAGGAAUAAGAGUAGAAGAAGAGAGAACACCUAGAGAAAUAGAAGUACAGGAAUGGAUUGAAACGAUAGCAGAGCAGGAAAGGAGAAACAUAACCAAGUGCAAGUGGGUUACUUAA
Messenger RNA from Phymastichus coffea, 1230 nucleotides. RefSeq names its product golgin subfamily A member 6-like protein 25. The record is from RefSeq and is a predicted model, not a curated record. The transcript has a single exon. Bases 1 to 1230 code for a protein of 409 amino acids. NCBI's taxonomy places the organism in Eukaryota, Metazoa, Arthropoda, Insecta, Hymenoptera, Eulophidae.